AGUUUCUCUUCGAAUUCUAGUUCCUCCGGCAACUGUGCUAGGGUUUAUUGGCGAUUCACGUGAACUUGGAAUUGCCAUCUCUACCUGCGCGUGCCGUUAUGACUCUGAAUUUAUCCGCCCGUUGCGAACGUAUGGUUUGGAUGGGACUGAAUUGAGGGUAUCGCUAGUUUGUUAGCUCUCGCACAGAGAGAGUGGCUCUGUGAACGCAUUUCGAAGCCGACUGCUGGCCCUCGGUGCUUCUUUGUGCUAGUAGUCCCGAGCAAAAGCUGGUUGGUAUCUGAGAGAGUUUCGGGGAUUGAUUUAUAGUCUUUGCGACGUUGGUUUUUGGCCGGUGUCAGUUAUCCGUGGUAGUUAUCUAUCACUCUGGAAUCGAUCAUUUUGGCAUCGAACUCGAUGAGUGCGUGUACCUGGUUCGUGCUAGCAGUCUUCAUGAUCUGUGCAAGAUAAGAUAAUGAGAAGGAGGGCCAUGUGGCCACUGAUCUGUUCGUGUUUGUGUGAUGACGCCCCCGGCCCUACAGCGAGCAUGGUGAGAGCUAAUAACAUCUUUGAACUGAUGAGGCUUUGGAAUGGAUUAGAUACUCUUUCAUGGCGGCGGUAUUUGAAUUAUUUAACAAGCUACAUCGGAGCAAUGUCUGAUUCAGAGAGUUAUAUGAAGUUACAAUCGGGAUGAUAGAGAUCUUCGGGCAUGUUGUUCAUUAUACUUCUGUAGAGGCAGUAGGAUUUUACAAAGCUAUUUGUAAUUUAAUUAUACGUAUUGUAAGAGUUUAACAAGUGCUCUGCGGAAUUUCACUGGUCUGGUGUAUGAAAAUCUUCUAUGGGUCCCCUUGGCUUCUCAUUUUCCUUUUUGGGUGAACUAGUUCCAUUGUUGCGCUGGUUUUUCUCCCUAAUUCUUUCCUUCUGUACGUAGAAAAUGGAGGAACUUUCAUUACCCUGCACAGUAUGUAUAACUUUGAUCUCCCCGAACCCAAUAUGUUGCUACUUGAUGGAAUUUGAAUUGGGUACUAAGCUUGUUUAUCUUGUUCCUACAUUUGUGAAUCGUGCUUUUAUUUUGGGAUUUGAGGCAAGCAGGAAACUCAUCUGACCUGAAAUGGCUGGGGGAGGAUUUGUUCGCCAGCUUUUGAGGAGAAAACUUCAGCCUUGCUUCAAGGCUUCUACAUCGUUGGCCCCACUUUUCUCAAAGGAAAGUGAGAUUAAUGCUGGAGGUGUGAGUGCUUUGAGAGCAUUUGCAUUGCUCGGGGCAGGUGUCUCAGGAUUUUUUAGCUUCACAACACUUGCGUCUGCUUCUGAUGAGGCAGAACAUGGUUUAGAGUGUCCAAGCUAUCCCUGGCCUCACAAAGGCAUUCUGAGUUCUUAUGACCAUGCAUCGAUCCGCCGUGGUCACCAGGUUUACCAGCAAGUCUGUGCGUCUUGUCAUUCAAUGUCUCUUAUAUCAUUUCGUGAUUUAGUGGGAGUUGCUUACACGGAAGACGAGGUGAAAGCUAUGGCGGCUGAGAUCGAGGUGGUUGAUGGGCCUAACGAUGAGGGUGAGAUGUUUACUCGUCCUGGGAAGCUAAGUGAUCGAUUUCCUGAGCCUUAUGCAAAUGAAGCAGCAGCCAGAUUUGCUAAUGGAGGGGCCUAUCCUCCUGAUUUAAGUCUAAUCACUAAAGCUCGUCACAAUGGUCAAAAUUAUGUAUUUUCACUUCUGACCGGUUACCGUGAUCCUCCAGCUGGUGUUGCAGUAAGUGGUGUUCCAUCAUUUUUUUUCCCUGUCAGAAUGUUCCAUCAGAUUAGGCGUACUUGUUUUCGCUGCAUUUUUUCCUUUCAUUUUACUAGGGUUGGCACGAAUGAGAAAGGAGUUUAAAGUAGUAUUUAAGGU
Messenger RNA from Rhodamnia argentea, 1855 nucleotides. Its product is annotated as cytochrome c1-2, heme protein, mitochondrial-like. Gene Ontology annotation, biological process: mitochondrial electron transport, ubiquinol to cytochrome c. NCBI's taxonomy places the organism in Eukaryota, Viridiplantae, Streptophyta, Magnoliopsida, Myrtales, Myrtaceae. Gene Ontology annotation, molecular function: heme binding; electron transfer activity. Bases 1088 to 1840 code for a protein of 250 amino acids. The transcript has 5 exons. The record is from RefSeq and is a predicted model, not a curated record.